AAAAAUAACAUAUAUAGAAAGAACAACUAAUAGAACUGAAAAAAAAAAAAAACUAAAAACAAGUUAUAACUUAUAACGUAUCUGUCGUUAAAUCUGUUGAAUCGUUCUUACAAAACACAAUCGUUACAAAAGUCAAUUGGGUUCCCACGAAACGGUGGGGCCCAUCACGACCAGGUCUCUCUUUUUACAUAAUCUCAUCUCUUCUUCUUAUUGAUUUUCAUUUUUGUAAGAAAGUUUUUCAUUUUGUAAGAAAAUGUUUUUCAAUGAAAGAUUUGUCUGAAAAUUUCAGAAGAAGAUGGGAAAGAAUUGGUUAACAUGUGUCUCCGCGGCUUGUUUGUCUCCAGGGAAAGACAAAAAGAAUCAAAAACCCGAGAAACCCAAGAGGAAAUGGUCGUUUGGGAAACAAAAGAGUAGAGACUCUUUUGAUUUCCCUGUGGAAGAGACUCCAACGGUUGACCCUUCAUCGUCUUCUGUUCAUCGGCCAUCUCCACCGCCUCCUCCGUUGCCGGAUUUUGCUCCUCAGCCGUUGUUACCACCACCGUCUCCACCUCCUCCUCCUCCGGCAUAUACCAGCAAUACAAGACUCUAUGUUGACUCUAAAGAAGCAAAGAAUAGGCAAGCUUUAGCUCUUGCAUCGGCUGUUGCAGCCGAAGCAGCUGUGGUAGCUGCACAUGCUGCCGCGGAGGUAGUGCGUCUCACGACCCCUUCCACACAUCAGACUGAGGAAUCAAAGGAGGAAACUGCCGCAAUCAAGAUCCAAAAUGCGUAUAGAUGUUACAAGGCGAGACGCACUCUUCGUGCGUUGCGAGGAAUGGCCAGACUCAAAAGUUUGCUUCAAGGAAAAUACGUCAAAAGACAAAUGAACGCGAUGCUUAGCUCAAUGCAAACUCUUACACGUUUACAAACACAGAUUCAAGAAAGGAGGAAUCGGUUAUCUGCAGAGAACAAAACUCGUCACAGGCUGAUCCAACAGAAGGGUCACCAGAAAGAAAACAAUCAGAAUUUGGUUACCGCGGGAAAUUUUGAUUCCAGCAAUAAAUCAAAGGAACAGAUCGUGGCAAGGUCUGUGAAUCGAAAAGAAGCUUCUGUAAGACGAGAGAGGGCAUUGGCUUAUGCUUACAGUCAUCAGCAAACGUGGAGAAAUUCUUCAAAACUUCCACACCAGACUUUGAUGGACACAAACACAACAGACUGGGGUUGGAGUUGGCUUGAGCGUUGGAUGGCUUCUCGCCCGUGGGAUGCUGAAUCCAUCGACGAUCAAAUUUCCCUUAAAAACUCUCUUAAACGCGAAAACUCCAUCAAGACUUCUCCUGCCAGAUCUAAAACACUAAAGUCAGCUAGCCAAAGUUCUAUCCAAUGGCCUGUAAACAAUGAUACCAAGAGUAAAAAGAUCGAGGUUGCUAAUCGCAGGCACAGUAUCGGUGGUGGAUCAUCUGCAAACGCUAAAGAUGAUGAAAGCGUUGGUAGCUCGUCCUCACGCAGAAAUUCCUUGGAUAAUACACAAACUGUGAAAGCCAAGGUUAGUGUGGAAACAACAAGCAACGUGACUAAUGCGCAACCUGUGAAACCCAAGGCUAGUGUGGGAACAAAAAGAAACUUGGAUAACACGAAAGCUUUGAAAUCCAAGUCUAGCGUGGGAACAACAGAAAACUUGGCUAACACGCAAGCUGUGAAAUCAAAGGUUAAUGUCGGAACAACAGGUUUGCCAAAGAAGGAGGUUGUGUCUGAUAAGAAGAAACCUCCGCAGAUGGUAUUACCAAAGAAGAGGCUUUCAUCUUCUACUUCUCUUGGGAAAACGAAGAAAUUGUCGGAUUCGGAUAAAGCAACAACUGGUGCUGCAAAUGGAGAGAAGAAGAGAAGAAACGGUGGUAGCAGUUAACCUAAAGCAAUAGCCUUAUCUAGACCAAGAUAUUGCUUUGGUGGCGGUCUGAUAGAUUUAGCAUCUCAAAUCUGAGACUUGUUUUCUAUCAACACAAAUAGAAAAAAAAAAAAAAAAAACAAUGAGUGUAUUUUGAAGACCUUAUUUUGAUUGUUUUCUUUGGGUGAGUACAAAUGAUGUAUGUCUUUGUCGGUUUGGUUUUUUAUUUGGUGGAUUAUUUGUUUACAUUUUUUUUAAUUAAAACCAUUUAUUUCGCGUU
Arabidopsis lyrata subsp. lyrata is the source of this 2138-nucleotide messenger RNA. Its product is annotated as protein IQ-DOMAIN 1. The record is from RefSeq and is a predicted model, not a curated record. Bases 296 to 1879 code for a protein of 527 amino acids. Lineage: Eukaryota; Viridiplantae; Streptophyta; Magnoliopsida; Brassicales; Brassicaceae. Gene Ontology annotation, molecular function: protein binding. The transcript has 5 exons.